Molecule: messenger RNA, 1961 nt
Organism: Trematosphaeria pertusa
Lineage: Eukaryota; Fungi; Ascomycota; Dothideomycetes; Pleosporales; Trematosphaeriaceae
Product: FAD/NAD(P)-binding domain-containing protein
Exons: 3
Coding region: 39-1961 (640 amino acids)
Molecular function (GO): N,N-dimethylaniline monooxygenase activity; flavin adenine dinucleotide binding; NADP binding
Source: RefSeq, a predicted model, not a curated record
GCUGAAGGCUAACGAAACAAACCAUCGCCGGCGCGAACAUGGAGACGUUCGAUGUGGUCAUUGUCGGGGCUGGCAAGGGCGCACUGGCUCUAUUCACGGCAUACUUCUCUAACAUCUGCGUAGGCAUCCAUGGCAUGUCUAUUUUGAAGACAUAUAGAGAUGUCCAUCCUCAUGCGUCGAUACUUGUCCUCGAUAAAGGCACCUCACUCGGCGGGGUGUGGGCGAAUGAUCGGUUAUACCCGGGUCUCAAAACCAACAACCAUUUCCGAACGUUCGAGUUCAACGAUCACCCAAUGAGCACUGACGGAUACAGCCUCGCUGAUGACCACAUUCCGGGAGAGCACGUUAACGAUUACCUUGCAAGUUACGCUGAAAAAUUCGUUCUGACGAGGCACAUGCGCUUCAAUUGCAGCGUCGAUUCAGCGGUAGAUGAUGGGGAUUUGGGAUGGACGUUGACCAUUACGGAGGAAAAUGCCGGCACGAGAGAAUCGAGCACGAUCAAAGCCAGGAAACUCAUCGUGGCCACCGGGCUGACCUCCGAGCCGUUCAUGCCCAAGCUAGACGGGAAGAAAUCGUUCGGCGCGCCGAUAUACCAUACCAGCGAGUUCGCCAAAGCCGAGAACGGGCUCGGUCCGUACAAGAAAGUAGUGCUCCUCAGUGGAGCCAAGUUUUCCUGGGACAUCGCAUGCGCAUACGCUUCUGCUGGAGUCCAAGUCGAUUGGGUGAUCCGAGAAUCCGGACACGGGCCCUGCUGGAUGAUGCCGAACCGGCUUACCCCUCUGAAAGUCAUCCCCGAGCUUCUCCUCCAGACGCGGCUAGUCACAUGGUUGAGCCCCUGCAUCUGGGGCGACGCCGACGGCUUCUCUUCUAUUCGGAGCUUCUUCCACCAGCACUGGUUUGGUCGAAAAAUCGUGGAUGCCUUCUUUGGGAAGAUGCAGCAUAGCGUGCUUGAGCAUAACAAGUACGAUUCGCAUCCGGAGACGGCCAAGCUCAGACCCUGGGAUGAUGUCUUCUUCAUCGGCACGAAUCGGGGCCUGUUGAACUACGGCCUAGAUUUUUUCGAGUUCGUCCGCAAUGGCACCAUUAGAGUUCACAUUGCCGAUAUUACACGCCUAUCCGACCAUACCGUCCACCUCUCUACCGGCGCGACGCUCGAGGCCGACGUGCUGGUAUGCGGCACAGGAUGGAAAGACGCCCCGCAGCUGAACUUCGUGACUAACCGAGAGCUGGGUUUACCAGGCUUCACCUCGCCUUCAGCUUGGAAAUACAUUCCGAAAGCCGACGCUGAGAUCCUGGAAAAGUGCCCCAAGCUACAGAACCAGCCCGACCCAAGAACGUACAAGCCAAUGACAGAUAACAAGAUCGAAAUCGUCAGCGAGCCCUAUCGUCUCUAUCGCUUUAUAGUACCGCCCGCCUUCGUUGAAAGCCGAACUCUAGCAUUCGCAGGAGCGUACCGCAGUCCAGCAACUACCAUCAUCGCACAGGCUCAGGCACUAUGGAUCACUGCUUUCCUGGACAACCAAAUCCCCGACAUGUCGGACCACAGCAUCAAGAUCGACGUGGCAGCACCCGAACAAUUGCUGACACCCAGGAGCGGCACGACCACCCCGCAGGCUGAACUCGGAAACGUCGACACCACCGAGCCCGCCAACCGCAUCAUGUACGAGACCGUGCUGCACACGCAAUUCGGCAAAUGGCGGUAUAGCAGGGGCUUUGGCGCACGGUUCCCGGAGUUGUGGUUCGACUGCCUGCCGUAUGUUGAUUUGCUGCUGAAGGAUGUGGGGGUUGAGAAUCACCGGAAAGGGAGUUGGUGGGGCGAGCGGUUCACGCCGUAUUUCCCGAAGGAUUAUGCUGGGAUUGUGGGAGAGUAUUUGGAACUUAAGGACCGAAGAGCAAGGUUGAUGAAUGAGAAGGAGGAGGUGAAGGUGGAAGCGCGAGACGUAGCUGCUACUGCUGAUUGA